AUGCCUGGACUAGGACCAAUUCUCGCACAUCUUGCAGACCAACCUGGGCUCAUCGAAUCGCUCUCUCUUCCGGGCCUUGUGAAGUUCAUUAUCCAUGCCUCUGCUCUAAAGAAUGACAUCAUCCUGACACAACCGAGUCGGCAUGAUCCUGAACAGGUCCCUGAAUACCUGUCGGCGACAAUCACGGAGUACCUCGCCUCGGUUGCCGAUAUCACAGUAGAGCAGGUUGCGCAGUGUUGGGCUGUUCUCCGAGGCAUAGCAUGGGAUCCUGAUGAGGUCAAGAGCUGGAGGGUAGUCAUAGCUCAUGUUCUCCUAGCAUCCCGUCCACUCUAUCCACCUACUCAUUUCUGUACGACUGCUGGCUGCCUUCGCAACAUCAACCAUGUACCGUUGAAGAAGUCAGAGUCCCGGCAGGUAGCACUGUUCACCUUAGCCAACGGUGCAGUACCUGCGUGGUCUGUGCAUCUCUACUGUGAAGGCUGCAGAACUAACUAUCACAACAACUACUCUGUGCGUGAUGGUGAGCGAACCUACCAUGCGGGCAUCCCACAAUACGUCCAGGCUGGAGAUCACCAGUUCAUUGAGCUGGGAGUGAUCAACAUGUGGAUUAACCUGAUGUUAACAGCUUGGACAUCUGCGACCAACUGCGCAAACUUUUAUAACAGCACACUCGCUCGACGCCAUGAGCAGCCGGACGAUUGGCCAUUCAAGAUGGAGCUAGAGACCAAACAGGUCUGGGAUGCAUUCACCAUUGUUUCCCUCCUCGAGGACUGCCACAAACGCAAUGAGGUACUCCGUGUUCCUCAUACGGGGUUGCAGAAAGAUCGUUUCACGGAGGCUGUGCGUGCUCGGAACGGUCGCAUCCGCACGUUUGGCUUCCCCAAUGUCCUCCACACCAGGCAGCGUCUCUACCCUAUGACCUUGGGGUAG
Molecule: messenger RNA, 930 nt
Organism: Rhodofomes roseus
Lineage: Eukaryota; Fungi; Basidiomycota; Agaricomycetes; Polyporales; Fomitopsidaceae
Exons: 4
Coding region: 1-930 (309 amino acids)
Source: RefSeq, a predicted model, not a curated record